Molecule: messenger RNA, 1113 nt
Organism: Thyridium curvatum
Lineage: Eukaryota; Fungi; Ascomycota; Sordariomycetes; Thyridiales; Thyridiaceae
Exons: 1
Coding region: 1-1113 (370 amino acids)
Biological process (GO): carbohydrate metabolic process
Molecular function (GO): hydrolase activity, hydrolyzing O-glycosyl compounds
Source: RefSeq, a predicted model, not a curated record
AUGGCUCUUCUCAGGCCAUCACUGGCGUCUCUGGCGACGAUAUGGCUGAUCCUCGUCUCAAACUUGAUCUCGUCGACUGCCGCCGCCAAUUAUCCCCUGACGAACGACUCGAGGUGCGACUGCUAUAUGACGAAUGGCUCAGACACGGCCAAUUUCACUCGUCAUGCAUUCUUUGACUUCCGCGAGCUUGAACAGUACCAGGGCACUCCGGCGCUCUUGGGAGGUUUCCAAGAGGCCUCCACCGCCAUGACGACCAGCGACUUCUUCCUGUCGGAACAGUGGGCGUCCAUGUGGGAGAUUCAGACGUGGACGAACAUCGGCACCGCCAACACGACGAUGAGGAGGGUCAACUCGCGCAACAACGUCUACAUCGAGCAGAACACGGACGAGAGGCCCUCCUCCAAGACGUGGCUGUCGCUGCGCACGGCCCGGCAGGCCGACUUCCAGUCGACGGCCGAGAUCGUGUCGAGGAACAAGACCUACCAGUACAUCUCGAUGAGGAUGCUCGCGCGCACGGUGGGCAGCCCCGGCGGCUGCACGGCCAUGUUCACCUACCACGCCGACGACCAGAACCGCGUGCAGGAGGUGGACCUCGAGGUCCUCACCAAGUACCCCAAGGAUCAGGUCCAGUGCACCAACCAGCCGGCGCUCGACGCCAACGGCGACCUGAUCCCCGAGGCCACAGCCAACGUCACCUUGCCCAACGGACUCCACUGGACGGACUGGGCCGUCUACCGGCUCGACUGGACGCCCAAGCAGAGCACCUGGUACGUCAAUGGCGAGCAGCUCACCAACAUCUCGUUCCAGACACCCCACGAGGCGAGCAGGAUCCACCUCAAUGCCUGGAGCGACGCGGGCAACUGGACGGGCAAGAUGGAUGUCAACACCGAAGCCCACCUGCAGGUCCAGUGGUGGGAGAUUUUGUUCAACUCAACCAGUCCCGAUAUGCAGAGGCAGAGCUGCAGGAGGCUCUGCAGUGUCGACGAGACCCCAGUCACGGGCCAGCCAGUCAAGAUCAGCCAGGGUUCAAGGUUGGUAAACCGGAGUGCGACUCUAGGAACACUCGUUAAUUGGAUUCCAGGGCUUGUCGUGCUCGCCCUCCUCGUGGUGUGA